AUGGGAGGCUUGCGUGAAGACUUUGUCCAUGCAAGUGCGAUCUCACUGUCACUGAUUAUGUUCACCUCUGUGAACAUAUUUUCUGGAGCCUCUGUUAUUGUGGUUGCCAAGAAGAAGAAAAAAAAGAACAAGGGAACGUCGGAUUCGGCAGGAUCAAAAGAGUCCUCCGAAAGCGAUUCUGGAGAAGACGUAUCCGAGAAAACUAGAAAUGAGGUGCUGCCAAUUGCAGCGAAAAAACCAGUUAUGCCUGGGGCAAUAGCAAAAGCUAAGCGACAACCUCCGUGGUACAAUGUGCGCAUUUUAGAAGAAGAACGGCCCGAUUUAUUAGGGCCAGAUGGGAAAUUGAAUCUUGAGAAAGAGGACGCAGUACUUAUGGAUAUGUUCAUAAGAGACAAGAGCGAUCUACAGACUGGUGAUCUCAUCAUCACUGAUGACAAUCUCGACGAAGAAGACCGUCGUUUCAAUCGAUACGAGGUGCAAUUAAAGUACAAUGAAGGGCGGUAUACUGCUUUGUACUUGAUUUCCAGACAAAUCUGUGCAAACAACGAAGUGGAAGAGAGAAAUGUGUUAUACGCAAUGAAAACAAGUAUCCGGCCAAAUAGUGCCAAUAUUGUUUUAAGAAUGAAGCGUGAAUUACGAAUCUUGAAUGAACUGAAGAAGGCUAGAUGCCCAUACUCUCCUACACCACUGGAUAGUGGCCGAGUUGCCGACUUACCUUUUAUAGUAAUGGGUCUACUCGAUCGGAAUUUGGAAAAAUUAAGGGAGCAAACGACGGUUUUCAAACCGAGUACAGCGUUUUACAUUGCUAUGGAAGCUAUGUCUGCGUUGGCGUUUCUCCAUUCACUCAAAUACAUUCACCGUGAUGUGAAGCUGACCAAUAUAUGCAUCGGUUCUGGACCAGCUCUCACCAGAAUUUUCUUAAUUGACUACGGUGAUACUGUAAAAAUCAGCAAAAAGAUCAGGUAUGGUACUCCAGAUAUUUACACUCUACCAUUCUGGAGCUUAGAUGCACAUAAGAGAGCAGCAGCAAGGCAACGUGGUGAUGCUGAAUCGUGGUUUUACGUGCUAGCUGAGCUGUUCAAGCCAGGAUGCUUACCAUGGAUCAGAAUGAACAACGAAGCCGACGUGCAGAACGCUAAGCAACUGUUGUGGGCAGAAGGUGGCCAGAACCUCACCGAUAAUCCUCAUUUGAAUAGUAUCCAGCAGCUGAUCAGAACAUCCGGGAACAAUUUCGACCACGAAAUGGCAAAGUUGAUUCUACGAGACGGCAUCGACAGUGUCCAUACCGGACCACUCACGCUCGAAUGGGUUCCAAAUGCACGCGUAAAUCUACCACCAAUUCCACAAGCUUCUAUUCGAAAGCUUAAGGCAAGAGGAGGAGCGCUUGGACUUAUGAAAGGAAACGAGUAUGAUACAAAACCACAAGACUCCGACAAAGUAAAGAAAUCAGUUGAAAUGUCAUCGAAAAUGAUACAACCGAAAAUAGAAGACACAGAAAACGUCACGCAAUACUCGGUGCGUCGACGCAGAAAACCAACUGAAAAGAGUCAGGAACAAACGACAGGCAUUCGCUUGGCGUCUCAGGAAACCGACUACGAGGGGAAAAGUAGCGAUGAAAUGAAGACAGCACGACGGGUUAGGAGGAAAGAUGAUGCAUCAUUGCGACGUGGGUCCGCAAGAAAAACGAAGAAACCGUCAGCACUUAAGUCGUUGAUUCCUGUUGUUCGGAAACUGCCAUCGAGGGAAAGAACCCAAAGUAAAAUGUUGCCUCCAACUGCUCGAAAAUCGUCAUCAAAAAAGAAUAAAAUUUUACCGCCAAUUAGGAAGAUUUCCAGUGCUCGUCGAGGAGGCAGUGUUACUGAGACACGAAAAUCAAAAAACAAAAGAAAGUAG
Molecule: messenger RNA, 1893 nt
Organism: Necator americanus (New World hookworm)
Lineage: Eukaryota; Metazoa; Nematoda; Chromadorea; Rhabditida; Ancylostomatidae
Exons: 14
Coding region: 1-1893 (630 amino acids)
Biological process (GO): peptidyl-serine phosphorylation; signal transduction
Cellular component (GO): cytoplasm; nucleus
Molecular function (GO): protein serine/threonine kinase activity; ATP binding
Source: RefSeq, a predicted model, not a curated record